UGCAAGUCCAUUUGUGUUCACAGCAUUCGCUUUCCUUCUCCCUGGAGCUUUGUUUGAACGUCAAUGCUCGAUCCUUCUAACUUGCUCAUGUCUUCAGAUCGCCAAGAAUUCUUGGACACGUCUUCCAAUACGGCAACUGACCAGCAACAUCAGCAAGUCCAGCAGUCCCAACGGAUUGCUAUGAACAACAACAGUCAGAAUCAGCACCAAGCCAUGUUCUUGUCUUCAUCCCAAGCUUCUGUACCGCAAACCAGCAACAUUGGUAUCGCUACGAACCAAACCGGUACAUCUCUAUCCAACAAUAAUAACGCCAGCACUAACGAUGCUCAACAACAAAACCUGAACAUUGCGAACGAACUCAAGCGUUUUCAACAGUAUCAUCAGCUUAGUACUGGCAGUGGAGGUGGCAACGCUCUGCUCAUGCCAACGGGUAGCCAGGCUUCCAGUACCGUCCCCAAUCCGGCGGCUUUUUUGCAGUCCAUGCUGGAUCAAAAGGUUCAGAAUCCUCGUUUUGAAGAGCCGUUACGACAAGCCAAUGCGCCUGCCACGCAAAACAACAUGCUUCCGGUUGGGUUUCUUGCCGAUAAUCGAUUCUUGAUGACGCCCAACCAGUUUGGAAUUCCCAACUUUACUCAAAACCAGUCUCAACAAGCACAAACAGGAUCAGAAAUGCCUUUACCUUCGCCUCAUUCACUAUUCCACCGAGACGGCAGCCGCCGAAUGCGUGGCGGCGUCAUUGAACCUUUUCCGGAAAAGCUCCAUCGGUUAUUAUUGGAGGUAGAGGCUGCCGGUCGCGGUGAUGUUAUCUCUUUCGUCGUCGGCGGACGGGCCUUUAUCAUUCACAAGCCUGACAAGUUCUUUAAGGAUAUAGUGCCGCUAUAUUUUCGCCAGUCGCGGCUGAGUUCAUUCAAGCGGCAAUUGAAUUUGUAUGGGUUCGAACUAAUCAAUACAGGACCCGCACGUGGAGGAUACUACCACGAAUUGUUUGUGAAAGACCAUCCCGAUAUGUGUCGCCGAAUGCGGCGUGUGGCUAUCAAGCUGGUGUCCAAGUCAGGAGACCAAGACACCGAAGGGGAGAAAAAGGCUCAAGACGAAUCGACUCUGCACAAUAACACUAGCAACAGUGGCCCCUUCAGUGUAGGGGCACCGGGUGGCAAUAUCGAAUGAGAAAGUGCAUUUUGUUCCAAGUCUCGAAAAAAGAAAACUGUGCAGUGUCACUGUAUAUUAAUUCAUAGAGUCCCGUAUAAAUACCAUUGAAAAUCAGCAUUGGCUGUGAUC
Molecule: messenger RNA, 1278 nt
Organism: Phaeodactylum tricornutum CCAP 1055/1
Lineage: Eukaryota; Bacillariophyta; Bacillariophyceae; Surirellales; Neidiaceae
Exons: 1
Coding region: 64-1167 (367 amino acids)
Biological process (GO): regulation of DNA-templated transcription
Molecular function (GO): sequence-specific DNA binding; DNA-binding transcription factor activity
Source: RefSeq, a predicted model, not a curated record